AUGUGGAUUCAGGGUUCACGAGAAGUUUGUGCGCCAAUCGCGGGCUCUGCAGUUGACCAGUUAGAGGAAGUUGUGGGUUAUGUGAGUUUGGGUUAUCCAUUCGGUCUUACUGCAUCCAUUCUCUUUGGGCGGCACCAUAAAGCUAUUCUACAAUCUCCUAAACCAAAGCUGUUUGUAAUGGGGACUCGGGAUGGGUUCACUAGUGUUAAACAGUUGGAGAACAAAUUGAAAUCUGCAGCAGGUCGCGUUGAAACUCAUCUACUGGAAGGAGUAGGCCAUUUCCAAAUGGAGGGACCUGCUUACGACACUCAGAUGGUCGAUCUCAUAAUAGGAUUCAUUAGGUCAUUGCAGAUCCAACCAGCUGAGACUGGUUCUCUCAAAUCAACAUCAUGA
Molecule: messenger RNA, 393 nt
Organism: Camellia sinensis
Lineage: Eukaryota; Viridiplantae; Streptophyta; Magnoliopsida; Ericales; Theaceae
Source: RefSeq, a predicted model, not a curated record